AUGUCAAACGCAGGACGUGAAGAGCAACGAAGAGAAGUUCCGAGAGAAGCACGAGCAGCAGGAAGCGAUAUCUCAACAGCAAAUGUUCCGGGAGAUGCCCAGGGAGGGGAUGUGCAGAUAGGUGAAGGGGGAGGAAGGUCAACGCUUGCGGAGAGAGGAUCGGGGAGCGCCGAACAUUCGGGAAGCGUGGAGAAAGGAGCAGCACCGAGUAGUCCCACCAAGGAAAAAUGGGUGUACAGCGCUGACGCCCUGAAGAGGGAUCUCGGAAACAUCCCCACAAAGGAGAAGGACAUUCCCCAGCUAGUAUCGGCCGUGAAGGACGUGUGCGAACAGCAUGGGGUCAAGGUGUCCGUGUCCACAUCUUCUAAGGAGAGGGGGGGCGGUCGAGUGGUGGCGACGACGUUGCAAUGCGUACAUGGCAUGCCGCAACGGAAAAAACCAGCAAGUACCGACAACAGCACGAAGAGCCGGAGAAGCGACAGCCAGAGGACCGGCUGCAACUGCAAGAUCAACAUUCGAUGGCCGAUUAAGACCGACGUCCACCAGCAUCCGCGGUUGACGACGAUGGAUUUGGAGCACCUGCACACCGUCGACAAAGAGGCUGCGGAUGUUCAACAAGCACAGAAGGGGCCAUUGACGACCCCAAUGAAGGAGACCGCAGCGAAGCUCACUGAUGCUGGAUUGAAACCGGCCGCGCAAGCGGUCGUCAUAGAGGCUCUGCAUGGCCGAAGAGUACACCCCAGGACCAUGAGUGGCCAGAGGGGGCGGAGGGCGACAACUGAGUGGCCAGAGGGGGCAAAGCCCAAGUGGGCCGUAACCAAAAACCACGAGGCCCUAUCUGAGGGCGAACAACAGGCCCCGCUUGUCGCCACCGGCAGGCUGCAGUGUGCCACGGACGGCGACAAGGGGGGGGGGGGAGCAGGGGGAGGGGUGCAGUGGGAUGCUGGUAACGUGACCAUUGAGUCUUCUCUAGUGCAGUUGAAGGAGACCGGGCCCACCCCGCAAGACCGCCGAUUUCUCUACGUAGACUGCCUCAAGGAGGCAACAGCAGCUGUAAGCUUGGGGGUAGAGACUGUGCCUCCCGAAGCCCUGCGGGCACUCGUGCAGCAAUUUAAGCAGGGAGUGCACCAGGCGUCGAGGAUAGGAUCGUCGGCAGGAUUGGCGGUGGCAAAUCCAGCUGUCGUCCGCCCGCCGACGAGCAGAGACACCGGCAAAAGAAAACGGGCGUCUCGCAAGGGGGGUGCUGUGGUUGGAGCGGCUAGACGUACGUACAACCAAACUUACGGUUGA
Messenger RNA from Ectocarpus siliculosus, 1290 nucleotides. Lineage: Eukaryota; Phaeophyceae; Ectocarpales; Ectocarpaceae. The record is from the annotation of a GenBank genome assembly.